UACUCUGUGAAAAUGAUUAAGUCGCAAUUUGUUUAUUAUAUUUCUGCAUAGACGACCUAUUGUUUAAAAAAAAUGAAUUCAGUUUUAUAUUAAGGGGUGGUCUGUUUGUGUUGUCAAAAUUUAUUUAUCCAAAAAUUAUCGGUUUUAAAAUAAAAAAAUGAUCGUAAAAAUUUUCAAAGUGGCUGAAGCAAAUACAGAAAACGAACUAGUGUCCACUUUGCCAAUUGGAAAACAUGUUGUCGGUAGGGACACUUUACAGUGUUCAGGUGAUAAAACAAUCUCCAGGAAGCAUCUUUUAUUUGAUGUUACACAAGACUGUGCUAAGGUCACAUGUACCCAUGUAAAUCCUUGCUACGUGACAUCUCUGGAAAAUACAAUAUGCUUAAUUAAAGGCGAAGUUACCCAAUUAAACGACAAUGAUAAAUUCAGUCUGUCCAAUGGUACUGUCUGGUACAAGGUGAAUUUUUGUGCAGAUAAAAAUAGUGAUUUAAGAAAGAGGUGUUGUGAGACAGACACCAAUAUAUCUCCCAAAAAACUUAAGACUGAAGAAAUUGAAAUAAAAUGUGAACCCACAAUUGACGAAGUAAACUUAAAUGGAAAUGUGGUACAAUCAGAAGACAGAAAACAUGAGCUUAAAACAUUAAAUGAUAUUUUUGGAUCCAAAUCUGAAGGCGACAGUUCAACUGAAAUGAAAACCUGUAAUUCAGGUCCUCCAAGUACAGUUUAUAUGAUCCCUUCAGAAACUACUGCAACCACUGUCAAACCUGAGACAAUUAUUUCAAUCUCAUCUGAAACUGAUACAUCAAAUUCUGUAAUAGUCAAAGAAACAGCAAGUGCUGAAACAGGAGAUGUCAGUAAGCAAGAAUCAUCUAGUUCAAUGUUGACAUGCAAAACAGGAACUGAUGAACCACCCAGUAUUCAAAGUAUUGAUGUUGACACAGAACAAAAAAAUUCAUCAACAAAUUCCCGUCAGGCAACAGGAAAUACUCUUCGUGAUCGAUGUUGGUAUGGACCAACUUGUUUCAGGAGGAAUCCCGAGCACAUGCAACAGUUCAGCCAUCCUGGAGACGCUGACUAUUUAAGCUACCCAAAUGAUCCCAGACCUGGUUGCAGCUAUGGGGCGGCCUGCUAUAGAAAAAGCUCGAAGCAUAGGAUUCAAUACAAGCACGAAAAGCCGCCCGCAAAGCGACCCUCAAGCGAUCGACAAAGGAGAGAUUAUUCGUCUAGCUAUGGGAGCUAUGCUACAUAUGAUGAAGACGAUGAUGACGAUGUCGCAGAUCCGUCUUACACUAGCGAGUCCGAAGGAGAUGAAUCUGAAGAAUCCGAUUAUACGAGUAAUACGGGUGACGAUAAUAAAAAUGGUAAAUAGUACAAACUGUCUUCGAGAUGAUUAAUAAUAUGCAUAGAA
Molecule: messenger RNA, 1408 nt
Organism: Aethina tumida (small hive beetle)
Lineage: Eukaryota; Metazoa; Arthropoda; Insecta; Coleoptera; Nitidulidae
Product: aprataxin and PNK-like factor
Exons: 5
Coding region: 158-1369 (403 amino acids)
Biological process (GO): double-strand break repair
Cellular component (GO): nucleus; site of double-strand break
Molecular function (GO): protein binding; 3'-5' exonuclease activity; DNA-(apurinic or apyrimidinic site) endonuclease activity
Source: RefSeq, a predicted model, not a curated record